Symbiodinium natans is the source of this 1380-nucleotide messenger RNA. The record is from the annotation of a GenBank genome assembly. NCBI's taxonomy places the organism in Eukaryota, Dinophyceae, Suessiales, Symbiodiniaceae.
AUGCUAAGCUGCCAGCACAGGCCCAAACAAAGCAAGACCACAACGCGCUCGUUGCAAGCAUCACCGACCAUCUGCCCAAAACAUGAGGAGCCACGACGGUUUUGCGAUUGGCGAAGAGCGUGCGCUCAGGAGCGCAGCGAUUGGACUCCAAGCGACCCCAGCUCUGCACUUUACGAGCAGCGUGCACGGGACCAUGGCAAGAGCACGAUCUCGAAGGCAAAAGUAAAAGUGGUGCUUCACAAGGAGCACUUAAAAGGGAGCAAGGACAAAAACUCCAAAAACAACAACGACGCUAAUAUUCAAGCACUCCAGCCUGUACAGUAUGAGCGCGACGAGGUGCACCAAGUGCUCGCGAAGGAGGGCGUGCAUGCCCAGCCUUCGCAGCCGGCCCGCGGUCCACCACCCCCAGGUCCUCCUGCCCAGGACGGUCAGGUCCUGCGAGCAGGGACCACUUACGGAGCAGCCGUUCCACUCCAGCCCUUUCAAUCGAGUGAAAGCUCGCACUCCGCGCAAUCUAUCUUCCUCGCUCUCCUGGCCAUGGCCAGCGGUGUGGCGAUCGUUAUUUGCUACUUUGGUCAAGACACCAUGGACGGCGCCGCUCAGGUGGAACUCUCGGAGACUUACACUGCCGGCAAGCUCUUCAGAGCCUACGGCUACCGACCCUCCGCUGAAGGAAGGGAGGUGGGCCAAGUGCGCCAAGUGGGCCAAGGCUGGCCACUGGCGGUGUUCUUGCACGGCACCCGGCGGGCGCACGACGACGCAUUUGGGGCGGAGGCAGCCCGGUACCUGGCCCAAAACGGCUUCGUCGCGCUCUCCGUGGAGUACGCCAACGAGGCCUAUCCGGGAGGCUGCGACGAGUUCGAUGCCCGGAGCCGGCAAGUGGCUGAGGGUCUGCGCCACUUCUGCUCUCGGCCAGACCUUGGCAUCAACUGCGCCCUGGGCGUCGCUGUCCUUGGUUUCAGCCUGGGAGGCCAGAUCGCCCUGAAGUUGCGGAAUUUCAAUGCCAACGUUUCCGCGGCCCUGUCCAUUGCAGGAUCCAUCCUCUUCGAGGGCCAGUGCUUAAUGAGCCAUGACUUCGUGCUGGAAAGGUCGAAGCGUCGGAUCACCGUUGGCAGCGACGAUCGGCACUAUGGCUCUUUGGUGAAGUGUGUUGGGAGCUCAGGUUACGACUGUGGCAGCAACCACUGCAUCCAGCCCGAUGGCUCUGGGUUCUACAUGGUGACCGAGGACGAGAUCGGGCGGAGCCCGCAUCACAACUAUUAUAUCGACCCUCUGACCCAGGGCAUGGCCCAGGAUUUCAAGAGCAGCGAGGCCCCCUGGGGUUUUGCGGCCUGCGUCCGGUGGCUGGUGGGCGCAUCGAGUGCCCAGUGCACGCAGUGA